GCAGUCGGGCUGCGGUUCCACGUUCGGCAGCGCGCAUCGAGCAGGCCGGGAGCUGAGGAAUGGGCUGCUGCCCCCCGCAGGGACGAGCUCCCGGCCGACCCCCCCGCUCUCCGCCCCUGGCACCCAUGUCCCGGUGCUGAAGGAAGGGAAGCAGACCCCCAGGCCAGUGGAGAAUGAGCUGAAAGGAAUUCCUCAGGAAAAGUCUGACUGGUGUCCGCAUGCUCCCCACCUUCCUCGGACGAAGCCCCGUUAUGAACAGGUGAACCCAGGGGACGUUGAUCUUGAAGAGGCGCUGACUGUGGUGACUGUGGAGCGGGAUGUGGCUGUGAAGAAGAGGGAGAAGAUCCAAGCCAAGCUGGAGAACCUGGAGCAGGUUCUGAAGCACAUGAGAGAAGCUGCUGUCCGGAGUCAACGGUUGGAGCUGGAGUAUGUGGAGGCCUUGGGGAUCCUCAGCACCAAGCAGCAGGAGAUCCGAGUCCUGCAGAAGGCUCAGAUAGAAGUGAAGAGGGAGCAUGAGGGAGCUGUCCAGCUGCUAGAGGCCAAGGUGCGGGAGCUGGAGAAGCAAUGUCAGGCGCAGAGCGAGCAGUUCCACCUCCUGUCCCAGGAGCUGCAGAGGUUCCGGCAGAGUGCUGGUAACAUUGACCUGCUGAACAAACCCGGCUCCCCGUGGGAUAGCAAGCCCCUGACUCAGCUGAAGAAUGGAGUGUCCAGCCCCCUCCCCAAAGGUCAUGAAAUCCCUUCUGCUCACCAACCAGUGAUCUGCGAGUAUAUCAGACCCCUUCCGAUGUCUGGUGUGAAGCCAGAGCUCCUCUCUGUCAGACCUACUCUCCUCCCUCUGUGUACAGCCAGCAGUACAGGCCAAGACCAGCUCUCCGAGCAGAUGGACAUUGAACUCGACGGUGACAACCCCAAGAUGAAGUACACCGGGAGGGUCCGUCUGUGUGUCGCCCGCUACAGUUACAACCCCUACAAGGGACCAAAUGAACAUCCGGAAGCAGAACUUCCUCUCAAGGCUGGGAAAUAUCUCUACGUUUAUGGAGAGAUGGAUGAAGAUGGUUUUUACGAAGGUGAGCUGAUGGACGGCCGCCGAGGUCUGGUUCCUUCCAACUUCGUCGCCCUGCUGCAGGACGAGGACCUGCUGCUCCAGUCCGUGGACACAGAGAUGGACAACAACCUACUGAAUGCUGACGUGAAUCACAUGGACCUCCAUCUCCACGGCGACCACGUGCUGCAGGAUUCCAAAGCGGACGGGCUGUUGCUGAGCCAGCCAGAGCCGUCAGUGUACAACAGCUCAGGGAUGCUGGAUGUCAACAUCGACGAGAUUGGUGAAGAUGUCGUGCCUUAUCCCAGGAGAAUCAGCCUGAUCAAACAGCUGGGCAGGACUGUGAUCGUGGGCUGGGACCCAGCGGCGGUCCCCCCUGGCUGGGGAACCGUGCACAGCUACAACAUCCUGGUGGACAAGGAGGUCCGGAGUAACAUCCCCUCGGGGGGGAGGACCAAGGCUCUGAUCGAGAAGCUCAACCUGGCCAACUUCACCUACCGCAUCUCCGUCCAGAGCGUGACGGACCGUGGCACCUCGGACGAGCUCCGGUGCACCCUGCUCGUUGGCAAGGACGUGUGCGUGGCCCCCACACACCUGAAGGUUGACAAUAUCUCCCAGACAACGGCCGAGAUCUCCUGGCAGCCCAGCAACAGUAACUACAGCCACACCAUCUUCCUCAACGGCGAGGAGUUUGACGUGGUGAAAGCCGCCAGCUACAAGUACCAGUUCUUCAACCUGAAGCCUUGCAUGACGUGUAAGGUGAAGGCAGUCGCACUGCCCCACCAGGUGCCCUGGCAACUGCCCCUGGAACAGCGGGAGCACCGGGAGGGCAUCGUGGAAUUCUGCACACUGCCCACAGGACCCCCUGCUCCCCCUCAGGAUGUGACGGUGCAGAUUGGGUCGACGCCAGGAACGCUGCAGAUCAGCUGGAAGCCCCCCGUGCUCAGCUCCAUGGGCACGUCGAAUGGAGCCCGCGUCACCGGCUACAGCGUCUGCGCCAAGGGUCAGAAGGUUGCGGAAGUGAAGCUGGCCACAGCGGAGAGCGUCACCGUGGAUUACCUGCGGAUACAGAACCUGGAAACCAGGGAGAUCAUCGUUCGGACGGUGUCGGCACAGGGAGAGUCCGAGGACUCGUGUGCUGCAGCCAUCCCAACUGACCUGCUGGGACUUCAAGCCUCCCAGCCGUGGAGUCCUGCCAGAACCAAGACAUCAGCAAGUGCCAGAGCUCCUGAUACCAAAGACCAGCCACUGGGCCCAACACCGCAACGGGAGGAGCCCUGGGAACAAGCACACUCCCCGCCUCUGCUCCAUGGACGAUCCUUGGAGCCACUGUGCCCAACUACACCAACAGGAGCGGCAACAACGAGGUCCCCAUCGCCACAGAGAAUUCUCCCGCAGCCCCAGGGAGCUCCCAUCUCCAACACCAUGGCCAAGGCAAUGGCUCGAGAGGCAGCCCAACGUGUGACAGACAGCAGCAAGGCUGAGAAGAGGAGCAUAUUCAGCCAGAGGAGCAGCAGUUUCCAGCAGGAGAACUCAGACGAGGAGGAGGAUGGUUACGAUGCACAAAGCAUCAAGAGGCCCAGUGCUUCAGUGGAUGAUUUCCUGAGGCGUUCGGAACUGGGCAGACAGCAGCACUAUGACCACGGGGACAGCUACCACUCGGAGAGCAGUCGGGGAUCCGACUUGUCCGACAUCAUGGAGGAAGAUGAGGAGGAGCUGUACUCGGAGAUGCAGCUGGAUGAGGGGGGUAGGAGAAGGCACAGUGCGACUUCACACACGGCCCUGAAGAUCUCCUGUCAGAGUAAGAGUGUUGGAGAAGCUCAGAGGGAGCACCCUGAGGCCACCCCACAGAUGCUGCACACUAACAAACUCUGCAGUAUCCCUGAGGAAGCCGGGGACCCGGGGGGCUGGCAGCUGAGCCCCCCACUGGACGACUCCCACCUCUGGGCCAGCAGCACAGAUCCUGGCCGCUCCGGGCCCGAGGGACGGCGCCGAGACCACAUGACGUGUGGCUGCCCUGUCUGGUCACCUGCUGGGCAGGAGCGGGGACCCAGGGCGAAGUCUGCCUCCGGCAGCACCCACCCCCCGUGGGAGGACGUGGCGGGCAGCGAGUGGACGCGGAGCCCGGACGGCAGGCUGGACAAUGGAAGCCGGCGGGAGGCGGUCGCCGUUCCGCCCCAUCACCACCGGGACCCAGGCACCUCCAGGCACGGCCACCAGAUCCGGCGCCGAGGAUCUCUGCAGAGGCAAGUCAGUGUGGAAGAGGAUUCCUUCAGCGAGGAGGCUUCCGACGGAAGGUGCACGUCAGUCUCAGACCAUGCCCAUAGGGACGUCUCACAACACAGAGCUGGCAGCGCACUGCGGGAAGGAGAGCACCGCGUCCCAGGGCAGGAGCAGUCCGGCCGGACAACUAAAUUACAAACAAGUAACACUAGUGUACCAAAUGCAGUUACUGUAUGUGUCCACAGGGACAAGGAGAGAUCGCUGAUGUUGGGCAACAGCUCGGGAUCUGGCCGCACGUCAGACAGGAUGGAUCACGCGGGCAGAAGGGCCUCCCACGGCAGCACUGGGCAGCGGGUCAGGCCAAUGACAGUGCCCUCCAUCGAGAUCACAGUUGACAGCAACAGCGAGGGACGCCGCUCGCGAUCGGGGAGCGAAGGCCCCGUUUCCCCAUCCCGAGAGGAUGCUCAUUAUCGUCGUCUCACAGGGAGGAGGAAGUGGCCACAUCAACGUAGCACAGCCCCCGAGAAUCGACACGACAGAUACUGCGGGAGAGGACGGCUGUCCCCAGAUCUCUACGAAGAGGCUGAGCCCAAGCUGUGCACUGAAGACCUGCCAACCAGGGUUUUUGUGGCUCUCUUUGACUACGACCCGCUGUCGAUGUCACCAAACCCCGACGCAGCAGAGGAAGAGCUGCCGUUCAAGGAGGGACAGAUCAUCCAGGUCCACGGGACUAAGGACGCAGACGGGUUCUACCACGGAGAGACUGGAGGCAGGGUGGGUCUCAUCCCCUGUAACAUGGUGUCAGAGAUCCAGGCGGACAGCAAGGAAAUGGUGGAGCAGCUGGUGACACAGGGAUUCCUGCCCCUCAACACGCCCGUGGAGAAAAUUGCCAACCCUGAGCGUUACAAAGAGAGUACGCGCUCUGUUAACCGCAGGUCCCGAAAGUCCAAACGAGAACGGAACAGGAGCAGCCGCCGUCCACUCCCCGUCAUCUCUCGGAGGAUGGUGGCGCUGUACGACUACGAUCCAAGAGAGAGCUCCCCGAACGUUGAUAUGGAGGUAGGGACGGACUUCUGCUUCCCAGCCUCCCGUCACACCCCCUCCUGUAAAGGCAAGCUGUCAGAGCUGACAUUCUGUGCUGGAGACAUCAUCAGUGUCUGGGGAGAACUGGAUGAAGACGGGUUCUAUUACGGGGAGAUCAACGGACAGAGAGGUCUGGUUCCCUCCAACUUCCUGGAAGAGGUGCCUGAUGAUGUCGAGGUCUAUCCUCUCCGAUGCCCCCGUCCAGAUACCCUCAGGAGGCACCCGUGCAGGGCAAAGGAAAAGGGCAACUUUCCGUUGUCUGAAUGUGUGACCUCCCCGAGUUACCAGCCUGAAUCAGCGGGCAGUACGUGCCUCCUUGCAGUGACCCCUGCACACUCGUUCAGUCCUUCUGUUCUGCGUGACGUACCUGUCAGGUUUAACCAGUGCUCUCCGAGGUUGUCCUCUGUGCUGUGA
Molecule: messenger RNA, 4762 nt
Organism: Pristis pectinata (smalltooth sawfish)
Lineage: Eukaryota; Metazoa; Chordata; Chondrichthyes; Rhinopristiformes; Pristidae
Gene: rimbp2b
Product: RIMS binding protein 2b
Biological process (GO): neuromuscular synaptic transmission
Molecular function (GO): protein binding
Source: RefSeq, a predicted model, not a curated record